GCUCAAUGGCUAUUUAAAGUUGCUGUGUCGAGUGCGUAGUUUCUGUACCUCCUCCGCCAUGUACGAGCUGGGCUGUUUGGUCGUAUUGCUGCUGGCUGCCUGGUGCAGGCCGGGGGGCGCAGACACUCCCGCCAAUUGCACCUUCCCAGAAGUUGAGGGCACCUGGGUGUUUAAUGUUGGGCAAGGGAAUGGCGGGGUACGGGACAACAGCAUCGAUUGUUCGCAGAUGGGUCCAGUUGAAAGGAAAAUCAUUGUCACUCUUAAAAAGCUAAAUAUUGCUGAAGAUGAGCAUGGAAAUCUUGGAACAUUUACACUAAUCUACAAUCAAGGAUUUGAAGUCACCAUAAAUAACUACAAGUGGUUUGCUUUUUUUAAGUAUGAGCAGCAUGGAGACAAUGUCACAAGUUUUUGCCAUGAGACAUUCCCUGGAUCACUGCAUGAUGUUCUUGGUCGGAACUGGGCUUGCUUUUAUGGAAAAAAAGUGACUUCGUCUCCACAUGAAAUUGUAAACCCAGCGCCCUUCCCAAAGAAAGGCGGAAGACUGUCAAACAGACUAUAUAGGUAUAACUUAGAUUUUGUGGAGCAAAUAAAUAUGGUUCAGAAAUCAUGGACUGCAACAAUUUAUGAAGAAUAUGAAGGUGUUCCUAUAGAAGAUUUAAUUAGAAAAGCAGGUGGUCGCAGUUCCAGAAUUCUCAGUAUACCCAGGCCAGCACCAAUGCCCUCAGAUGAAAAGUACAAAGGUCUUCCAGAAGCUUGGGAUUGGCGAAAUACUUUUGGCGUGAACUUUGUCAGUCCUGUUAGGAAUCAAGGAUCAUGUGGAAGUUGCUAUUCGUUUGCUACAAUGGGAAUGCUGGAAUCUAGACUUCGUAUCCAGACCUAUAACAAUCAGACCCCAAUAUUAAGUCCCCAGCAAAUUGUCUCAUGCAGCAAUUACUCACAAGGUUGCGAUGGUGGCUUUCCUUAUCUUAUUGCAGGCAAAUAUGCUCAAGACUUUGGUAUAGUAGAAGAGACCAACUUUCCUUACCUUGGCAGAGAUUCACCCUGCACUCUUAAGGAUGACUAUUAUAAAUAUUACACUGCAGAGUACCAUUAUGUUGGGGGUUUUUAUGGAGGUUGCAAUGAAGCCUUUAUGAAGUAUGAGCUAGUUUUGGGAGGCCCAAUAGCCGUAGCAUUUGAGGUGUAUAGUGACUUCAUGCACUAUAAAGGGGGUAUUUACCACCAUACCGGACUUCAGGAUAAAUUCAAUCCAUUUGAGUUAACAAAUCAUGCAGUGCUUUUGGUGGGUUAUGGUACCGACUCCAAAACUGGAGAGAAGUAUUGGACUAUUAAAAAUAGCUGGGGGGAGUCAUGGGGAGAAAAUGGUUACUUUAGAAUACGCAGAGGCACAGAUGAAUGUGCCAUUGAAAGUAUAGCUGUUUCUGCAAUGCCUAUUCCAAGAAUGUAGUUUAAUGCUGCAAAGUUGCUUUUUCUUAAAGAAGGGAACAAAAUCUUUAACGGGUUACCCUCAACUUGCACUAAAUUUGAAUUGUCUAAAUUCCCCUCCUCCCCCCAACACACACACACACACACCUUCAUACCCAACUCCAUAUGAUAAAUCAUAGCCUACAUAUCAAGCUGUUAGACUGCUACAUCAUUUACCAAAAUAAAUAUUAUGUCAAAGGAACUUUAAGAAUGCUGGUAACCUUUAGUAAACAAUAGUUAUUUUCUUCAGUUUACACAGAUUUUCCUUAGUAUUAGGGUUCAGGAAUAUAAUUGUUGGAAGUUUAAAAUCUCUUUUUUGUACAAUAAAGCAUUCUACAUAACUUCUAAUGCUAGGUAUUUGUGGAAAUAAUCCAAAUACAGUAAAACUUAAAAAAUUCAUCUUUAAAUGGAAAAAGAAAUCUGCCAUGGUAAACUCACUAAAUACUUCCUUCCAGACCGAUCUAGCUCUCAUUAGAAAUUGUGUGUGCAACAAACUGCAGGUACCAGUUUAAGACCCAGGGUCAUAGUUAUCCCUUGUCAAGUAAUGCUUACCUGCAACUACCAGGUCUGGGAAUAUACCUGAUGUCUUCUACCUCAGAAGAUGUAGUGUCUUGUACAUGAAAACUACAGAAAUGAAUACAACUGGUGCUGGAUUAUUAUAGAUUGAAGCACCCUAGCAGUUAUAACAAAUUAUGCACUUUGUGUCACUGUACUUGAUUGAUGGGACUCUAACCUACAAUCUGGCACGCUCCAACAUUUUGCCAAAACAUUAUCUUUUGAUGUAUUGGUUAUGCCAGUGGGAUAAAGGUAACUUUAAUAUUCUUGUCUUGCAAAGGGAUAUUAAACACUUUAUAUCAAAAAAAUACUAAAUGUUAUUUUCCCAUUAGGCAAACUCUAUAACCUAGUCUUUGUGCAGCAAUAUCAAGAAAAACUUGACUGCAGUUUUACUUUACGGCACACUAGAGUGCGAGAAGCAUAAAUGCAAGAGGUGUUUAAUAUCCCUUUUGUCAGAAAUUUCGGGAAGGUUUAAAUCCAAAUGGCCAUGUCUUGGGAUCUAACCUUCAUUUGUAGGCUGUGAACACAUUUGAGAGCUUGGGGGGGAGGGGUGCUGAUCUGGAAAUCGGCCUUUAAAAAAAAAAAAAAAAAAACACAAACUAAGUUACAGUAUCUGUGCGUGCUUUGUCAAGUAUAUGAAAAAAAUGUUGGUUUUUUUCUGAGCACUUAAAAUAUUUGUCAAAGGGACAUUAAGCAUCUGCCUUAAUCAUUUUAAUCAGGGAAUUUUUUGAAUGUGUCUUUGUAUUGUAAUUGAUUUUUUUUUUUUGUAUUGCAGAAAUGCUAAAUAAAAUCUUGUGUUUACUUUU
Bombina bombina (fire-bellied toad) is the source of this 2822-nucleotide messenger RNA. RefSeq names its product cathepsin C (gene CTSC). Gene Ontology annotation, molecular function: cysteine-type endopeptidase activity. The record is from RefSeq and is a predicted model, not a curated record. Gene Ontology annotation, cellular component: lysosome. Bases 59 to 1444 code for a protein of 461 amino acids. NCBI's taxonomy places the organism in Eukaryota, Metazoa, Chordata, Amphibia, Anura, Bombinatoridae. The transcript has 7 exons.